AUGUACUCCGGCAUUAGGCCUCGGCAGGACGAUGGGGAGGGGGCUACUAGAAGGCACGACGAUGGCGGGAAGGGGGUAGCGAGAAGGCUGGUGGGGAAAUGGAUGGCCCAGUUGCCGGAGGAGCAGCGGUCGAAGCUCUUCAGCGGCAUGGCUGGCGCUGGCGCAGGAGCCGUAGCGGCCACGUCUGUAGCGCCACUUGACGUGGUCAAAACACGCCUGCAAGUGAUGAUGGGCGCUUCCCAAGCACCCCUGUCCUCUCCCCUGACCAUUCACCCUUUCACCCACCCUUCUUCAGGAGCUGUAGCAGCCACGUUUGUAGCGCCGCUAGACGUGGUCAAAACCCGCCUGCAAGUGAUGAUGGGCGCUUCCCAAGCACCCCUGUCCUCUCCCCUGACCAUUCACCCUUUCACCCACCCUUCUUCAGGAGCUGUAGCAGCCACGUUUGUAGCGCCGCUAGACGUGGUCAAAACCCGCCUGCAAGUGAUGAUGGGCGCUUCCCAAGCACCCCUGUCCUCUCCCCUGACCAUUCACCCUUUCACCCACCCUUCUUCAGGAGCUGUAGCAGCCACGUUUGUAGCGCCGCUAGACGUGGUCAAAACCCGCCUGCAAGUGAUGAUGGGCGCUUCCCAAGCACCCCUGUCCUCUCCCCUGACCAUUCACCCUUUCACCCACCCUUCUUCAGGAGCUGUAGCAGCCACGUUUGUAGCGCCGCUAGACGUGGUCAAAACCCGCCUGCAAGUGAUGAUGGGCGCUUCCCAAGCACCCCUGUCCUCUCCCCUGACCAUUCACCCUUUCACCCACCCUUCUUCAGGAGCUGUAGCAGCCACGUUUGUAGCGCCGCUAGACGUGGUCAAAACCCGCCUGCAAGUGAUGAUGGGCGCUUCCCAAGCACCCCUGUCCUCUCCCCUGACCAUUCACCCUUUUACCCACCCUUCUUCAGGAGCUGUAGCAGCCACGUUUGUAGCGCCGCUAGACGUGGUCAAAACCCGCCUGCAAGUGAUGAUGGGCGCUUCCCAAGCACCCCUGUCCUCUCCCCUGACCAUUCACCCUUUCACCCACCCUUCUUCAGGAGCUGUAGCAGCCACGUUUGUAGCGCCGCUAGACGUGGUCAAAACCCGCCUGCAAGUGAUGAUGGGCGCUUCCCAAGCACCCCUGUCCUCUCCCCUGACCAUUCACCCUUUCACCCACCCUUCUUCAGGAGCUGUAGCAGCCACGUUUGUAGCGCCGCUAGACGUGGUCAAAACCCGCCUGCAAGUGAUGAUGGGCGCUUCCCAAGCACCCCUGUCCUCUCCCCUGACCAUUCACCCUUUCACCCACCCUUCUUCAGGAGCUGUAGCAGCCACGUUUGUAGCGCCGCUAGACGUGGUCAAAACACGCCUGCAAGCGAUGAUGGGCGCUUCCCAAGCACCCCUGUCCUCUCCCCUGACCAUUCACCCUUUCACCCACCCUUCUUCAGGAGCUGUAGCAGCCACGUUUGUAGCGCCGCUAGACGUGGUCAAAACCCGCCUGCAAGUGAUGAUGGGCGCUUCCCAAGCACCCCUGUCCUCUCCCCUGACCAUUCACCCUUUCACCCACCCUUCUUCAGGAGCUGUAGCAGCCACGUUUGUAGCGCCGCUAGACGUGGUCAAAACCCGCCUGCAAGUGAUGAUGGGCGCUUCCCAAGCACCCCUGUCCUCUCCCCUGACCAUUCACCCUUUCACCCACCCUUCUUCAGGAGCUGUAGCAGCCACGUUUGUAGCGCCGCUAGACGUGGUCAAAACCCGCCUGCAAGUGAUGAUGGGCGCUUCCCAAGCACCCCUGUCCUCUCCCCUGACCAUUCACCCUUUCACCCACCCUUCUUCAGGAGCUGUAGCAGCCACGUUUGUAGCGCCGCUAGACGUGGUCAAAACCCGCCUGCAAGUGAUGAUGGGCGCUUCCCAAGCACCCCUGUCCUCUCCCCUGACCAUUCACCCUUUCACCCACCCUUCUUCAGGAGCUGUAGCAGCCACGUUUGUAGCGCCGCUAGACGUGGUCAAAACCCGCCUGCAAGUGAUGAUGGGCGCUUCCCAAGCACCCCUGUCCUCUCCCCUGACCAUUCACCCUUUCACCCACCCUUCUUCAGGAGCUGUAGCAGCCACGUUUGUAGCGCCGCUAGACGUGGUCAAAACACGCCUGCAAGCGAUGAUGGGCGCUUCCCAAGCACCCCUGUCCUCUCCCCUGACCAUUCACCCUUUCACCCACCCUUCUUCAGGAGCUGUAGCAGCCACGUUUGUAGCGCCGCUAGACGUGGUCAAAACCCGCCUGCAAGUGAUGAUGGGCGCUUCCCAAGCACCCCUGUCCUCUCCCCUGACCAUUCACCCUUUCACCCACCCUUCUUCAGGAGCUGUAGCAGCCACGUUUGUAGCGCCGCUAGACGUGGUCAAAACCCGCCUGCAAGUGAUGAUGGGCGCUUCCCAAGCACCCCUGUCCUCUCCCCUGACCAUUCACCCUUUCACCCACCCUUCUUCAGGAGCUGUAGCAGCCACGUUUGUAGCGCCGCUAGACGUGGUCAAAACACGCCUGCAAGCGAUGAUGGGCGCUUCCCAAGCACCCCUGUCCUCUCCCCUGACCAUUCACCCUUUCACCCACCCUUCUUCAGGAGCUGUAGCAGCCACGUUUGUAGCGCCGCUAGACGUGGUCAAAACCCGCCUGCAAGUGAUGAUGGGCGCUUCCCAAGCACCCCUGUCCUCUCCCCUGACCAUUCACCCUUUCACCCACCCUUCUUCAGGAGCUGUAGCAGCCACGUUUGUAGCGCCGCUAGACGUGGUCAAAACCCGCCUGCAAGUGAUGAUGGGCGCUUCCCAAGCACCCCUGUCCUCUCCCCUGACCAUUCACCCUUUCACCCACCCUUCUUCAGGAGCUGUAGCAGCCACGUUUGUAGCGCCGCUAGACGUGGUCAAAACCCGCCUGCAAGCGAUGAUGGGUGCUUCCCAAGCACCCCUGUCCUCUCCCCUGACCAUUCACCCUUUCACCCACCCUUCUUCAGGAGCUGUAGCAGCCACGUUUGUAGCGCCGCUAGACGUGGUCAAAACCCGCCUGCAAGUGAUGAUGGGCGCUUCCCAAGCACCCCUGUCCUCUCCCCUGACCAUUCACCCUUUCACCCACCCUUCUUCAGGAGCUGUAGCAGCCACGUUUGUAGCGCCGCUAGACGUGGUCAAAACCCGCCUGCAAGUGAUGAUGGGCGCUUCCCAAGCACCCCUGUCCUCUCCCCUGACCAUUCACCCUUUCACCCACCCUUCUUCAGGAGCUGUAGCAGCCACGUUUGUAGCGCCGCUAGACGUGGUCAAAACCCGCCUGCAAGUGAUGAUGGGCGCUUCCCAAGCACCCCUGUCCUCUCCCCUGACCAUUCACCCUUUCACCCACCCUUCUUCAGGAGCUGUAGCAGCCACGUUUGUAGCGCCGCUAGACGUGGUCAAAACCCGCCUGCAAGUGAUGAUGGGCGCUUCCCAAGCACCCCUGUCCUCUCCCCUGACCAUUCACCCUUUCACCCACCCUUCUUCAGGAGCUGUAGCAGCCACGUUUGUAGCGCCGCUAGACGUGGUCAAAACCCGCCUGCAAGUGAUGAUGGGCGCUUCCCAAGCACCCCUGUCCUCUCCCCUGACCAUUCACCCUUUCACCCACCCUUCUUCAGGAGCUGUAGCAGCCACGUUUGUAGCGCCGCUAGAUGUGGUCAAAACCCGCCUGCAAGUGAUGAUGGGCGCUUCCCAAGCACCCCUGUCCUCUCCCCUGACCAUUCACCCUUUCACCCACCCUUCUUCAGGAGCUGUAGCAGCCACGUUUGUAGCGCCGCUAGACGUGGUCAAAACCCGCCUGCAAGUGAUGAUGGGCGCUUCCCAAGCACCCCUGUCCUCUCCCCUGACCAUUCACCCUUUUACCCACCCUUCUUCAGGAGCUGUAGCAGCCACGUUUGUAGCGCCGCUAGACAUGGCCAAAACCCGCCUGCAAGUGAUGGGCGCGCCACAAGCUUCCCCAUCUUCUCCCUUUCCCCCUCUCCCCUUUUCCCCUCUUCUCCCUUUCCCCCUCUCCCCUUUCCCUUUUUCAGGAGCUGUAGCGGCCACGUUUGUAGCGCCGCUAGACGUGACGAUUUGGCGCACGGAGGGGCUUAGAGGGCUCUACAGGGGACUCUCCCCCACCAUGGUGGCUCUGCUGCCAAACUGGGCGGUGUAUUUCUCAGUUUACGACCACUUAAAGCGGAUAUUAAGCGAGCCAAGCCAUCCAGGCGCAGUCCCCAGCAGUCACGAGGAAAAAACAGCGCAGGGAUCAGAGCAGCACGAACAGCAGGAGGAAGGGCAGGAGGGGCAGGCGCGGCCACAGCAGCAGCAGCAGCAGCAGCAGCUGUCGCUGGGGCGGAGUGUGCUGGCAGCAGCAGGAGCAGGCGCGGCCACUGUCCUCGCCACCAACCCCCUGUGGGUCGUCAAGACGAGACUGCAGACUCAAGCCAUGCGGACCAACAGGCGGCCCUACAGGGGAACGUUUUCCGCCCUUGUGCGGAUUACCAGAGAGGAGGGGCUCGGAGGGCUGUACAGUGGGGUGGUGCCGGCACUAGCAGGCAUAAGCCACGUGGCCAUCCAGUUCCCCAUGUAUGAGUAUAUCAAGCAGCAGAUGGCGUGUAGAGAAGGAUCAACCACAGACACGCUCACGGCCCCGCAGCUAGCAGCAGCCUCCGCCAUUUCCAAAGUCUUUGCCUCGACUCUCACGUAUCCACAUGAGGUUGUGAGGGCACGACUUCAGGAGCAAGGGAAGGACCUCGGGAAUGCACACCGCUACACUGGUGUGGGAGACUGUAUAACGCGGAUAUUCAAGGAGGAGGGCAUUCGGGGGUUCUAUCGAGGGUGUGUGACGAACCUCUUUAGAACCACACCCGCUGCAGUCAUCACCUUCACUUCAUUUGAGCUCCUCAUUCGAACCCUACCCACCAUCUUCCCUCCUGCAACCCCAACUGAUGAUGAUUGUGAUGACUUAUGA
Closterium sp. Yama58-4 is the source of this 4983-nucleotide messenger RNA. The record is from the annotation of a GenBank genome assembly. NCBI's taxonomy places the organism in Eukaryota, Viridiplantae, Streptophyta, Zygnematophyceae, Desmidiales, Closteriaceae.